UCAUUCAUCAUUCAUCAGCCUGAAUAAACACUAAUUCACACAUUAACAAUAAGCAUGCCUCGGAUUUAUUUUUUUUUCAUUUUGAUAUGUUAAAAUAAUUAAAAUAAAACUACUAGAUCUGUAAAAUACACUUGUUUAUGCAUUUUCAACAUAAUCUCAAGUCUUACAAUGAAAUAAAAUAAAUGUUUUUACAUUUGGAAUAAUGAAACAGCAACUGAACAUUUUAUAGAUGUUCCAUAGACUAUGAAAUAUAGAAAAGGAGAAAUAAUGCAAAUCAAGCAGUGAGUGGAAAACAAUCUCAACGAUAUUGUGGAACAUGAAUGUGAUGACUAUUCUAUUCACCACCAACAUUCUUUUACAUGUACAGACAUAAAUUAGAAGUAUCCCCCUGAAGCAACAUAUUUAAUAAACAGACUGUAGGUUCAUGUUUUUAACAAACUGUAGAUUCAUGUUUUUAACAAACAUAGAAAAUAAUCAUGAUAAUAAGCAGGGACCGAACAGACGCCCACUUCCAGGAGGCGGAGUGAGGAGUGAGCCUUCUCCAUUUCUUUGCCGUAAACCGGGAGCAAACGUCUGAAACUCCAUCCGCAGUCAUGUCUUGUUGUUGUGAACUCCGGAGGAAAGCCUUCAUCUCCAGACAUGUAACGUGGAAUAAAUAGAAGCACGUCCGAACAUGCGCUGAUCCAUCGCACUGUGACGAGCUGGUCCGAGGCGCGCCUCCCCCUCCGUCACGCUGCUCCCCAGCCGGUGCGAGCGCUGCCAUGGAGGUGGGCAGGCUCCCCGUGGAGCUGUGGAGGGUGAUCCUGGCCUACCUGCCGCUCCCCGACCUGGGCCGCUGCUGCCAGGUGUGCCGCGCCUGGAGGGAGCUCAUCCUCUCCCUGGACAACACCCGCUGGAGGCAGCUGUGCCUGCGCUGCCCCGAGUGCCGCCAUCCCAACUGGCCCAGUCAGCCCCACCUGGAGCCGCCGUCCUGGAGGGAGGCCCUGAGGCAGCACGCCAUGGCCAGCCGCACCUGGGCUCAGAACGGCCCGGAGCUCCAGUCCUCCACCUGCCUCCUGUUUUUCCGCCGACGAAAGGACCGCCGGGUCUGGCAUGUGGGGCCCGGGUGUGAGUUUGAAACCCUACGCGGGGCCCUCGGGGUGGCGGGGCCGUACGACCGCGUGGUUCUCCAUCCCGGUGUGUACGAGGAGCAGGCGGAGGUGGCGCUGAAGGUGCCCGUGGAGUUGGUGGGUCUGGGCCAACUGGGUGAGGUGGCCCUCCUGGUGUGCAUAGAGCAGCAAUGCCCCACCGCCAGGCUGUGUAACCUGGUGUUCAUGCCACCCUGGUUCUCCACUGUGGUUUACAAGACAUCGUGGGGUCACGUCCAGCUCGAUAACUGCAACUUUGAGGGGGCUCAGUUGCAAAUCCGCGGCCCAGGAACCUGCCAGGCUCGCUUCUGCUCCUUCUCACAGGGAAGCUCGGCCCACCUGCUGGGUGUCGUCCUCAGUUUAUUGGACAGCUGUGACUUCUCAGGAAGUGACACCGCUUCAGUGACCGUGGAAGGUCCGCUGUUGUCAGAAAGGAACUGGGCUUGCAAACACUUGGCCGCUCUGACCAGGACGUUCCCUUCUUGUGGCGUGUCCGGGAAUAACAGUAAUUCAUCAAGAGGCCCACAGGCUGGCUCCACUGGUGGACCUCAGCCUCUGGGUAUUAAUGUCAAAAAGGAGCAUGUGAGCAUGGAGGACUGGCAGAGGAGGACUGGGGUAGAUGCAUUAUGUCAGGAAACUGUGAUUGAAGAUGGCUGGAGUGAUGGUGAGCACAGCGAGGGAGAGGAGGAAAGCCGAGAUGGAGAAAAGACCAAAAACCCAUUUUCAUUGGAUUACAAGAUCUCAUGUGACAAUCAUGGACUAUCCCAUUUGCUCAAGCCCCGGUCAGACGGCUCUCUGCCACUGGUUUCUUCUCCGCAUCCCCUACCUGUGACCCCCGAACCCCUCACCCUUCAGCAGGAACUGGACAGGGACCCAGAAGCUCAGAUGCUGGCAACGUCCACCCUCGGCUGCAUCCUCAGACGCUGCCUCUUCAGGGAAGGGAAGGGUGGCGUGCAUCUGUCUAAUUAUGGACAAGCUCGGUUGGAAGGCAACGUUUUCCGUGGGCUCAACUACGCUGUCCGCUGCAUCCAGAACUCCACAAUAGUGAUGCUCAGAAAUGAGGUGUGUGAGUGCCGUGCCUCAGGUGUCUUCCUGCGUCUCUCGGCUCAGGGCCUCAUCGCCGAAAACAACAUCCACUCGAAUGGAGAGGCGGGGCUGGACAUCCGGAAAGGGGCGAAUCCCAUAAUUGUGUGCAACAGAAUACACAGUGGUUUGCGUUCUGGGGUUGUGGUCCUUGGCAAGGGAAAAGGUUCAAUUCGGAGCAAUCAGAUCUAUAACAACAAGGAAGCGGGCGUGUAUAUUCUCUUCAGUGGGAAUCCUGUGGUCAGUGGGAAUCAUAUCUUCCAGGGCCAGGCAGCUGGGAUUGCUAUAAAUGAGAAUGGUAGAGGAAUAAUAAAAGAUAAUGUGAUCAAAGAAAACCAGUGGGGGGGUGUAGACAUCCGAAGAGGAGGUGAUCCCAUCUUGAGGAACAACUACAUCUGCUACGGCUUCUCAGACGGCGUGGUGGUGGGAGAGAGAGGACGCGGACUCAUUGAGGGAAACCACGUCUACUGUAACAAAGGCUGUGGUGUUUGGGUAAUGUCGUCCAGCCUCCCGCAACUCCUGGGAAAUUACAUCACCCAUAACUGUAUGUAUGGGCUGGCAGUGUUCUGCAGGAAAGACCCGGAGAACAUCGACGCCAGGGAGGGUAACUGGCCAGGCCAGGAAGGGAUCGGUGGAGACGGAGCCAGCGGGGAAAGGGGAGAAGGAAGAGAAGGGCAGGAGAACCUCAAUGAAGAGGGGGAAUUGUUUGCAUGGGAGAGUGAUCUGGAAAGCGAGGAUGAGCGUCACUCUGCCCGUCGCUCCAUCAGUGUGGCGCUGGUGGAGGGCAACUGCAUGAGCUACAAUAGAGCCGUUGGUCUGUAUGUGAAGAGCAGCGAGCCCCUGAAUGUUUUCGCUAACCUUGUAAACAGUAACCGUGGCACUGGAAUCGCUGUGCUGCAGAGCAGUCAGCUGACCCGGCUGGUCACUAACUGCAUUCUUGAAAAUGGUCGAGCCGGUGUUACAGUGGAGAAAGACUGUCGGGUGGAACUUCGUGGUAACGGCAUCUAUGAAAACAACGGCCACGGCAUCAGUUUCAGUGGCAACGGGCAGAUUGCAGAGAAUGAUGUGGUUGGAAACCGUGGAUAUGGGAUCCAGGUGUCGGGCAGUGUUGACAUCAAGGUGCUGCGUAACCGAGUCCAACCAGCGCAGGGCUGUGGCAUUGCUGUGAUUGGACCAGUAAAAGGUGUCGUGCAUGACAAUCUCUUGUUCCAGGGCCAUCCUGGAAACAAGAAAACACUCCUACACAUGGAUCCUGGCAAUGACAGCUGUCUGUUACGGAACAACAAUAUUCUACGACACAAUAACAGCUGUACAUCUGCUCCUCCCUGGGCGCUGGAAAACCCUCCACCCCGGCCACUGGCCAGCUCCCCCUCUGGCCUCUCCUCAAGCCAGUAUCCUUCCCGUCUUGGAAUAUCCAUGACAACCAGGAUCAGCGCCACUGUGGAGAGUGGUUGUCACAGUGGAAGCAUGUUCUGCUCCAUCCUGUGAAUACUUGGAAGCACUUACUAUUUAAUAUGAUUGAACUGGUGUGUUAUCAUAUAUUUGGAGAACUUUAAACUUCCUCAGAGAAGAACCUCCAAAUGAUGCUCUAUUGUUAAGGUGGAGCAAUCACCUGGAAGCAAGAGGCUGCACCGACUUAACCACUAAAGGGACCAUCCACCUUCCGGUUCACAAAGGUGGCACAACAUUUUGUACAUCUGAAACCAGACAUUUGUAAUUUAAGGAUAAAUCCAAGUGCAUUCAUCAAAUGUGGACUCACAAUGUGAAGCUGGAGGACAAGACAUUCAAGCAUUGUCACCAUCCUACUAUACCUUAAACAACCAUUUCUAUACUAAGGCUUUAUCUUUAUCAUGUUCUCAGAUUUCAUAUUCACAUGCAGGAUCACUGUUGACUUCGUGGGUUUUUGUCAUUUUGCUUCUGAGACGUACUGGAUAGGAUGUGCACAUGUAUCAAAGUCCUAGCAGGAAUCUAAAACCCCAUUCAGACCUGGCACUAACAUCCAUCCUUAGGGAUCCUAUCACAAGUGUUCAGCAUUAAGAUCACAUUCAGAGGUGGUCUGGGACUCAGGUGGCCACAUGCAAUGUGUCCCGGGCCACAUAUGAAGGACCUGUGAUCGGAUCUCUCAAGACGGAUGUUAACACCAGGUCUGAACGGGGCCACAGGCAUCAGAGAUGUCAGCCUCAACCAUCCUACAAAGUAAAGUUGUGCCUUGUUUCACUUCUUCAAUCAGUGAUUGUAGCUAGGGAAGGAGUUGUCAUAGUGCAAGGUGUAUAUGCAAAAAUGAUGGAGCUGCUGUAUUUCCUAGUGAGUCUGUUUUUGUAUCAUGCCUAUUAUUUUAAAAUGAAGCUUUGACUUUGUGGUGAAAUGCAUUUAUCAUUCCAGUAAACAACCACACAGACUCACUUGGUGAUAGCGAGUUACUGAAGGAACAUUUUGUUCAGUGUGCAAUAUGUGAUGUCUACAAAUGUGCCUCUGUUUUAUCUGUCUCUGCUAGAUGUUUGUCAUCUAGAAUUUGUUUACAGCUCAAUACUCGGCUGCUUUUUUGUAUCAUGCACAGUAAAUAUUAACUAAAAAGCUCAUGUAUAACUCAAAGUUCACCGUUUUAUUUGUCUACAAAAUGCAUCAAUAAAACAGUUUUCUCUUGAUCUGGUCUUUA
Molecule: messenger RNA, 4866 nt
Organism: Paralichthys olivaceus (Japanese flounder)
Lineage: Eukaryota; Metazoa; Chordata; Actinopteri; Pleuronectiformes; Paralichthyidae
Gene: fbxo10
Product: F-box protein 10
Biological process (GO): ubiquitin-dependent protein catabolic process; regulation of apoptotic process
Molecular function (GO): protein binding
Source: RefSeq, a predicted model, not a curated record